Molecule: messenger RNA, 2201 nt
Organism: Lytechinus variegatus (green sea urchin)
Lineage: Eukaryota; Metazoa; Echinodermata; Echinoidea; Temnopleuroida; Toxopneustidae
Product: oxytocin receptor-like
Exons: 2
Coding region: 231-1475 (414 amino acids)
Biological process (GO): G protein-coupled receptor signaling pathway
Cellular component (GO): membrane
Molecular function (GO): G protein-coupled receptor activity; peptide binding
Source: RefSeq, a predicted model, not a curated record
UCCGUGACGUAGUUUUCUUCGAUGGUUUCUCAGUAGGAAGCCAUAAAAGCCAAUUUCAUCCAGAAUCUUCUUCUCACCCUUCUCUUUCUCUUCCCCUCCUCUUCGCUCUCUCUCUCUCUUUGGAUCAAAGAAGAAGAUGGGAAGGACAUGAUUGUGAGCUGUCUCCAGUUUUGACUUCAAUUCAUCUCUUAAAAUCUAAUUGACCAAAAUCAAAUCUGGCCGAUCUAACCAUGGACCCUGCCGAAGAUGAGACGGGGCAUCUUCCUGGAUGGUUGACAUCAACAGUAUCCCCCAUGCCGGACUAUACAUCUGACCUCCUCAACACGACAGAACCACCCAAGAGUGGUCGGCCUGUGACCUUCGACCGUGACGUCCGUAUCGUCUCUCUCUGGUUUCUUUUCGUCCUUGGAUUAUUCGGGAAUAUGUGCGUGUUCAUGUGGCUCUGGAUGAACAGACGGCGCAAGUCACGGGUUAAUAAGAUCAUCUUUGGUCUAGCUGCAGCCGAUCUCUGCGUAUGCAUCUUCACCAUCCUAGGAUCAGCAUUAUUCGAGAUGCUCUACUACCAAUGGCUGGCUGGUAAUUUCAUGUGCAAGAUUAUAAUGUACAUGCAGACCGUAUCCAUCAUGGCUUCGAGUAACAUGCUAGUCUUGAUAGCCAUCGACCGUCACCAAGCUGUCAGGAGUCCUCUGAAAGAAGGACUUCCCGCCUGGCGCAUGGUAAUGGCAGCUUGGGGAUUCGCGCUUCUCCUCUCCGUCCCUCAGCUCUUCCUCUGGCGUGUCAAGAAGCAUGGCAACAUUGAAACAUGCGGAACCGAUUUCAAACUUCGUCCAGACUGGCACCGCAUGGCAUACCUUUCCUAUGCCGCCGUCGUCACGUUCUUUAUCCCAAUCUUGAUCAUUUCCGUCGCAUACGCUCGAAUCUGCAAGAAGAUUUGGGACAAAGCCCACGACACCUCAUUCGGUCGGCGACCUGUUGGUGACUUCAUCCAGCGUGGCGGCAAGAUGCGCAUUCAGAGUACGGGAUCAACCUCGCUAAACCGCGCCAAGAGUAAGACCCUUAAAAUGUCGUUCGUCAUCAUUCUUGCUUUCGUUAUCUGUGGACUUCCGUACUUCAUCGUCGAGAUCAUGAAAUGUUAUAACGUUUACAAGAUUCACCGCUUUGUAUAUGGUCUUCUGGGAAUCUUCGCCGCGUCCAACUCGUCGGCGAAUCCUUACAUCUUCCUCUUGUUCAACAGGGGUAAGUACGGACGAUGGGCAGACUGUUCUACUGGGUUCUACAGCGGCAUUAGGAGACUUAAUAGACGUCAUACCGAAUUCGAUGCUCCUCGUGCGAAUUCAUCCUCAAGCAACUCUCACUUCGAAACCAUGAAAACGAUAGUGGACAGUAAUAAUGCAUCAUUCAAGGGAAGAAAUGGAACAGUACCGAAUAGGAACAUUUACAAACCGGUCCCUCAAAUACGAGAACACAAAGUUUAGCAUGUUGACAUUGUAUAGGAGAAAGACUCAACAAUGCAGCACAAAACAUCUAACUUGCCUUCAUAAGCUUAUGAAAAAGAGAAAUAUGGACUAAAAUAAUAUUAUUUGGACAGAAUUGAUAUGUAAAAUAGUACUUGAAUAUGUAUACAAAUAUAUUUCUAUAUGAAUACGCUAAUAUUUACUUAACAAAUACCAUGAAUACAGUUCGUAUUAGUUACGUCGCUGAUAAAAAAACAUGCUGUGUCCUCCGCCUGUAGUUGCAUUAAUACCUCAAUGGUGCCAGCUGUGAAGUAUAUGAACACUAGUUGCGCUAUUACCCAUGCUAAAUUUCGGAAGACACAGAUGGUUGAUACUGCGGAAGCAUCGUCUUGACGAGAUAAUGAUAUAUUUAAACUUGAUAAGUCGAUUGAAUAAACUUCUAAUGUUGAAAUGGCCAAUUCCACUAACGUCGCGAGAUACUUGGUGGGUGUAUGUAUUUUGCCAUGUCUAAAAAUGAUAUAACACUCUUUAAGUCAAGCUGACAAGAUAACCAUCUCGCCAUGUUAACAUAUAAACUUUUAAAGCUGACUUGGUGAGAUGAAGAAUCUCGCCAUGACGACAUAUCACUUUAUUAAAAGCCGAUUUGGCAAGAUAACUUAUCUCGCAAUGUUGACAUGAUAACGCUCUAAUGGCAAGAUAAAAUAUUUCGCUACCUCGUCAAAUCGUUAAUUUUUUUUCUGCACAAUA